AAAGCUUCGAGUAAUGAACCGUUUUUCUAUACAAGCUUCAGAAAGCUUCAUCUGCCCAUCACUACCGUAUGCUCUUCAACUUCCUCUGGAAAAACAGGACACAUUACAUCAGAGGCAGUGUAAUGAUGAAUGAUUAUGAACACGGUGGUCUCAAUGCUUUUGUCAUGAUCCUGUGUCUGUGACCCAGCGCUUUGAGUUUAUUCUUAUUAUUUUCUUGUUCAUUCUGAUUUUGUAUUAAUUCUUUAGGUUGGGUUCUCGUGUCUUGUGAUCCCUUCCUGUGUCUUCCCUCUGCUCUGUUUGUGUUCCCGAGUUUGUGUUGUAGAACAGUCUGUGAGUUUCCUGUUUUGUUUUGUAGGUUUGUGUCCCGUUAUGCCUUCUGGCAUCAUUGAUCACGUGACUCUAUCCAGCCGAACCAAGCAUCGAGACACUUCUGGAGCAUUGUGUUGUUUUUUUUGGAUACACGCGCCCGAACUGCAGCUUCAAACAGAGCGUGGAAAUGAGCAGUUGGUGUAAAGAUGACAACGCUUUUUUAGAAAUCCUUCAGAUCUGAGACCUCGGGAACACCCAGAGAACUGAACCACUCAAUGAUGUUUCCAGCAGAGUCCAUUUCGGCAACUUAUGAAGCUGGUCAACCUCUGAAGCGCAGCAGCAGCUAUGAAAAAAUGCGCCCUGAUAUGUCUGAGCUGAGGGUUGUUUUGCUGGGCAACAGCUGGUCUGAGAGGAGUUCAGUGGGAAAUGUUCUCAUCGGAGAGACCGUGUUCAAUGCUGAGAAAGAAUGGAAUACCUGUCUGAGAGUGACCGGACCUGUGGAAGACAAAACCAUAGCUCUCAUCAAUGCUCCUGAUCUGCUGGAUCCGAACAUGUCUGAUGACCAACUGACAGAGAUUAUAGACAAAUGUAAGAGUCUCUCUGAACCGGGACCUCACGUCUUCUUGUUGGUUAUACAGCCUGAAACCUUCACUGGGGAAAACCAGAAGAAGCUACAAUCAGUCCUGGAAAACUUCAGCGAUCUAUCAUUUGAUCACUCAUUGAUAGUGAUAUCAUCGCCUGGUGGUCAGAGCUCUGGUUCCACUGAAAACUAUCUGCAGCAUCCACCGGUAACAGAUAUGAUCAAGAAAUGUAAAGACAGCUUGUUUUGGCAGAACCUUGAACAACGUCAACUGGUAAAAGCUAUGGGAAAAAUUGUACAGCAGAGUGAUGGAGAUCACGUGAGCUGUAAUGUUUCCACAGCCACUACAUCUGGUUUGCCCAGUUACCGACCAAGCCUGACACAAGGAGAAACUGUCACUGUCAACCAGGAUCCUGUUAAAGCAUCUUCCUUCAGGAUUGUACUUUUGGGGAGAAAUGAGGACAAAAAGGGAAAACUGUUUAAUUUGAUUCUAAAAACUCAAGAUUCUUAUUUGAAAAGAUUCCAAACAACAAAACAAUGUGUGGCCUCCUGUGGGGAGUGGAGAGGAAACUCUGUAACAGUCGUGAAAACUCCAGACAUGCUCAGUCAAACUGAAGAUGUAGUAAGAACACAGGUGGAGAGGUGCAUCAGACUUUGCUCACCUGGACCAAAUGUUCUUCUGCUGCUAGUGGAUUCUGAUUUCAAUGAGAAGAAGAGAGAAAGACUGAACUUCAUCCUGAGCUUGUUUGGUCAUGAUGCCUUUAAAUACUCGAUGGUCAUCCUGACAGAAAAGAAGAUCAGUAACAGUGUAAAUAAGCUUGUUAAGGAAUGUGGGGACAGAAUGUGUGGAGUAAAUGACACUACACGUAAAACGCUAAUGGUUGAGAUUGAGAAAAUCAUUCCUGGGCACAACAAGCCUUCUUUAAACCUGGUUCUGUGUGGGAGGAGAGGAGCAGAGAAGACGUCAGCAGCCAAGGCCAUUUUAGGUCAGACUGAGCUUCAUCCAGCCUCCAACUCAUCAGAGUGUGUUAAACAUCAGGGACAGGUGUGUGGACGUUGGGCUUCCCUGGUGGAGCUGCCUGCCUUGUAUGGAAAACCUCAGGAGGCAGUGAUGGAGGAAUCACUCAGGUGUAUCUCCCUCUGUGAUCCUGAGGGUGUCCAUGCCUUCAUCCUGGUCCUACCUGUGGCUCCCCUCACUGAUGAAGACAAGGGAGAGUUAGAGACCAUCCAGAACACAUUCAGCUCUCGAGUCAAUGACUUCACCAUGAUUCUGUUCACUGUGGACUCAGAUCCUACAGAUCCAGCUGUUCUUAACUUUGUAAAGAAAAACCAGGACAUCCAGGAGCUCUGUGAGAGCUGUGGAGGAAGAUCUGUUGUUCUCAAUGUCAAAGACAAAGGGCAGAUAUCAAAGCUGCUGGAAACAGUGGAAAAGAUGACAUCUGGCAACGAUGAAUCAAGCUAUACACUCACCAUGUUUACACGUGUCUAUGUGGAUAAAAUCACCACGCUCCAGGCAGAACUGAAAAACUUGAAUCUACAUGACAUAGGCCUUUUGGAUGAAGAGAAGCAGAGCUCAGACCGUCUCAGGAUUGUGCUGAUCGGAAAGACUGGCAGUGGAAAGAGCUCCUCAGGAAACACCAUCCUAGGAAGAAAAGAGUUCACAGCUGGCGCAAGCCAGACAUCAAUCACCAAACAGUGUCAGAAAGCAGAGGGUGACGUGGACGGUCGUCCUGUUGUCGUGCUCGACACUCCUGGACUCUUUGACUCGACUUUGUCACAUGAAGAGGUCUGUGAGGAGAUGACUAAGUGCAUCAGUCUUCUGGCUCCAGGACCACAUGUCUUCCUGUUGGUGUUGCAGAUUGGCCGACUCACAGCAGAGGAGAAGGAGACUCUGAAGCUGAUCAAGAAAGUCUUUGGGAAAAAUUCAGAGACGUUCACCAUCAUUCUUUUCACAGGAGGAGAUACACUCGAACAUCAUGAACAGUCUAUUGAAGAUUACAUUAAACAUGCAUGUGAUGAUUCCUUUAAAAGUCUGAUCGCUGACUGUGAAUUGAGAUACCAUGUGUUCAAUAACCGUGAGAAACAAAGCUGCACACAAGUCAGUGAGCUGAUAAAAAAGAUUGACACCAUGCUUAACAAAAAUGGAGGAAACUGCUUCACCAAUGAGAUGCUGCAAGAAGCUGAAGCAGCAAUAAAGAAACAAAUGGAGAAGCUGCUGAAAGAGAAGGAAGAAGAGAUGAAGAGACAGAGGGAGGAACUCGAAAGAAAACACCAGGAAGAAAUGAAAUCAAUGAAAAGACAAAUGGAAGAGCAAAGAAAAGAAAAUGAACAGAGAGAUGAGCAACUCAGACAGUUACGGGAAAGCAUUGACUUUCAGUCUGAAGAGAGAAAGAAAGAACAAGAAACUAGAAAGAAAGAGAGAGAAACAGAAGAACUUAAAAGACAAGGAUGGGAACAAAAAAUUCAAGAAUUGGAGAAAGAACUACGAUCAGAGUCAGAAUCAAAGGAAAUGAUUAACAGGGAGCUUGAACAGUACAAAGAAAAUAUAAGAGAGCAGGAUCAACUGAAAGAAAAACAAAACCAAGAUGAUGAACAGAAAGAGCAGAAACUCAGGAAGCUCCAAGAAGAAUACAACCAAGUAAAAGAAAAAUAUAAACGUGAAAAAGAAAAAGAGGAUGAAAUCAAAAUAGAACAAGAAGAGAAACUAAAAGAGUUGGAGGAAAACUAUAAGAAAGAAAUUGAAAGCAUGCAGGAAGACAUGGAGAAGUUUAAAGAAGAGGCCAGACAAACAGCUGAAGAGUUCAACGAAUUCAGAGAAAAAAAUGAAGCUGUGAUAGAAAAACUCAUGGAGGAGGUGACGGAUCUAAAGGAGCAACAUCAGAAAGACCUGCUGGGAAAAAUGGAGGAAUAUGAAAGAUUAAAGGAUCUGUCAGACUACAAAGAAAGUCUGAAGCAGGAAAUAGAUGUUCUGCAGGGUAAACAUAAAUCAGAAAUGGCUGAUUUAGUCCUGAUGCUCCUGAGUCAAAAGCAGGAAAACAAGAAAAAAAUUACAAGUAUGCAGGAAUCACACAGAAAAGAGGAAGAGAAGCUUAAAAAGGAUCUUUCAAAUGAGAAAAAGGAAGAAGAGAAGGAAGAAAUUGGUAAACUAAAGAAGAAACAAAAAGAAAAAAUGAAAGGAUUCAGGAAACAGCUUUUGACCCAAAACAAAGACGACUGGGAGACAGAAAGGAGAAAGCUGUCCAUCCAACAUGAAAAAGAAAUUUGUGAUUUGAAGCAAACUCUUUUAACAAAGCAGCAACAAAAUAAAAAGGAAAAAUUGGGUAAACUAAAAGAAGAACACGAGCAAAAGCUGGAAAAUUUCAAACAAAAGCUUCUGAAAGAAAAUGAAAAAAAUGAGAAAGAACAACUUGAUGAGCUGCAGAAGAAACAGGAAAAAGAAAUUAAUGAACUAAAACAGAAACUCGGGACCCAAGAUGACGACAGUACCAGGAAGGAACUGGAAGAAAUGCAGAAAAAACACGAAACAGAAAUUAAUGCGCUGAAAGAAAAACUUCUGAUUACAGACGAGAAACAGUCCUGCUUUGUCUCAUGAGCAAAACUGCAGACAUCAAGAGAGACAUUCAUGUCCUUUAAUGAUGCCAAGUAUCACUAUAACACAUUAUUGGGGACAUUUUGGGAGUCUGUGGGGACUGAAGCACUUCUGGAACCAGCUUCAAGUGGACUAAAACUAAACUAAACUGGACUAACUAAGACAGAUAUAGCUACCUUAAUUCUACCGUAAAACAAUAAGACAAGCUACGCCCUCUCCCAUGCUCCCAGGAUGUGGGGUGAAGCCAGAACACCCUAGAAUGUUACAGACCUCCAUGAGACAGUCUUUCAAUAUGCCACCAACUAUAUACUUCUACACACAAGUGCAGUAUUCUACCAUAUGCAAACUUAUAUCAUUAAAAGAUUAUACUGACUACUAAGUACAAUUUUCCAUUGACAGUAUUCUUUUAUACUUUGAGUUGUGGAAUAGUUUCUGAUUGUCAUUUUACAGAUGUACUGAACAUCAGUUAAUAGUCUUCUUGUCAUGAUCCUGGGUCUUCUGACCCAGCGUUUUAAGUUUAUUUUGUUCAUUAGGUUAUCUAAGUUCAUUUGGUUAUUAGACUCCUUGUGUUUUCUUCCCCUGUAUUUAAGUUUCCCCUCACCCUUUAUGUUUCAUGCUGCGUGUCUUAUGUUAUCAAGUUUGUAUUAUCAUGUCUGUCUCAUGUUUCCUGUUUUAUUUUGAAGGAGUCGUGUGUUCUUUGUUCAUUGUAUUUAGUUUCACUUCCC
This is a messenger RNA of Haplochromis burtoni (Burton's mouthbrooder), 5203 nucleotides long. RefSeq names its product kinesin-related protein 4. The record is from RefSeq and is a predicted model, not a curated record. NCBI's taxonomy places the organism in Eukaryota, Metazoa, Chordata, Actinopteri, Cichliformes, Cichlidae. Gene Ontology annotation, molecular function: GTP binding. The coding region runs from base 585 to 4481 and encodes 1298 amino acids. The transcript has 7 exons.